AGGCUUGUGGUGAGGGCUCGGGCGUAGGGGGUCUUUUCGGAGGAAAUGCAACCCCUUUUUCCACUCUUUGCAAGGUACAGUGAGCAUUUAAAAAGCGAUGCCGGUGGUCUGAUGAAAGUCAGAAAUCAGAAAGCCAAAAGAGAAGAUGACGACCCUCGCUGCUGCGUUCCUGUGCCUCGCUGUACUGCUGCCGUCCCCUGCCCCUGGGCAAGCAAUUGAACGUGCGCGUACGUGUUGUUUGACAACAACAAAUACAAAAAUCCGUGUGGGCCUGGUUGAUCACUAUCGCAUACAGAAGAAAGGACCGUGUCCCGUGGAUGCAGUGGUCUUUUUCACCAUUAGAGGACUCUCAAUCUGCUCCAAGCCCUCAGACCCCUGGACACAAAGAGCCAUGGCGACUGUGGAUAGCAGGAAAAGGACAACCCCAACCACGAGCACCACAUCACCCAAUGCGUCUUCGGAAUCAACUGCAUCACUGCUGAGCACCACCGACAAAACUACGCGAUAACUUUUCCUGUGCGCUUUGGAGCCGAGAAUCACCUUGGACCAGCUCACACGUCUUCUGUCCCUCCAAUAAGCCACGAAGCAUGUGUUUAUGUGCUAUUUGAAAUAUAUGCUGAGUUGAAUAUUUUCUUUUUGUGUUCUUCGUGAAUUGGACAUGUGAAUUUUGUGGAUUGGUCAUGCACUUUAUAACUGAAACAUCACUUUCAACACUUUAUAUUAUACUAUGGAUUUAAUCUUUAAUCAUGUUUAUUUCUGGAGUGUGUAUUUAACUAUGUUUUCUAAUAAAUCAUAUCAUUUAAAAA
Anguilla anguilla (European eel) is the source of this 806-nucleotide messenger RNA. RefSeq names its product monocyte chemotactic protein 1B-like. The transcript has 3 exons. The record is from RefSeq and is a predicted model, not a curated record. Gene Ontology annotation, molecular function: CCR chemokine receptor binding; chemokine activity. Gene Ontology annotation, cellular component: extracellular region. The coding region runs from base 146 to 508 and encodes 120 amino acids. NCBI's taxonomy places the organism in Eukaryota, Metazoa, Chordata, Actinopteri, Anguilliformes, Anguillidae. Gene Ontology annotation, biological process: cellular response to type II interferon; lymphocyte chemotaxis; positive regulation of GTPase activity.